CUAGAAAUCAGCAUACAAAAAAUAGUGUGGCAUAUUUAGAACUUGCACUUUUUUUCUAACCGAUCCAAUGCAUGAGACAAGUAGACCGUUGAGCCUUAGAGAUACACUUUUACUUAGUUUAUCACAAUAUGAUUUUUUUAAUUAGCAUCCUACACUGGUACUCCAUCCAAGCACCUAGAAAAAAACAUUUGACUUGGAAUAAUCACACUGAUUGGUGUGUAAAUUUUUUAAUGAAUUAUGCAACUAUAGUUAUGUAUUCACUUCUAUGAGGAAAAAAAUAACAAUAAUUUACUUUACUUUCUUGCUCAGCAAAUAUCAUUAGGAAAUAGAAAGGUAAAGGAGCAAAUAAACAAUGUCCAGUGAUUCUUCCUAGUGUGGAAUGAGUAAAGAAUCAAGCUAUACUUGUUGCACUCAUCUCUUUUCCUUUCUUGAUGUAAUGAGUUCUUUGUUCAUCAAUAAAAGUUUUAUUUUGCCAAUCUAAAAAAAAAAAAAAAAGGACCUAAAACAGUUAAAUAUUGUUUUAGUUUGUGAGAAAUUGAUUUUAGGUUUUUAUACUUAUAAUUGGUCUGUUAUAAUUUGUAGAAUCUAUAAUAAUUUAUAUUUUAAUUUAAACAGUGGCUAAUUACAAUUUGGUUGGGUGUAAAUGUCUAGCAUUGGUCUAUACUGUUUGGGUGCUUAACUGGCACUUAUUGAAACACUUUGUAUUACAUAUAUUUUGUAAGUUAACAUGAUUGAAUAGAACAUAAGAUAGCAUGGGUGUUACUGUCAUUCAAUGCCUUUUGUUAUUGUGAUACAUUCUUUCCUAUAAUCAAAUAAAUGUUGUGACUUUUUUAUUCAUAUACUCGUGCUUAUAUUGACUAUAAAAUUAUUAUCCAAUUUAUUGCUAUUAUUCUAUAUUCUUAAUUUUCUGUCCAGGUAUAUAUUCUUCUAUUGUUUAUUGUCAUUCUUAUGAUAAUAUGUGCACUAAUAUUAUGUUCAUUAUUCUGUAUCAUUUAUUUCACUUCUAAGCAUUGCUGGACACCUUGCACAAAUGAAACAAAUUAAGGUAAUAAGAGUUGCUAUUUUCUCUUUUAUGUUAACUUCAAAUUGCCAAUAUGUGGUUCAUUUGCACAUAAGCUUGUAUUUGACAAACUUGGCUUUAAAGGGGGCUCUAUUUGGUCAUUCAUCCUUGGCAUUUAAGGAUGUUCUGAAUAGUUCAUGAGUGGUGCUGACACAUACAUAUAAUAAUUAUAGUACAUACCAAGGAUCAAUGAUGAUUUAAUAUAACUAAGGGAUGAUUAAGGGAGUUGGAUUAUACCAAUUUUCCAUAUGUGUUUAUAUUCACUAUUAUAUGCCUAAAUCACUGUAUAGAGUAGCAAUUGGGAUUGCCAUAACCACCUUGACUUUUAUGUUUUUUUUUUUUUUUUUUUUUUUUUUUUUUUUUUUUUAAAGGCUUUAGUUAUCUAUCAUGUAUGCUAAUGAGUGCAAUUGUGUUUUUCAGUUUAUUAUCGAUCAUCUAUACAGAGGGUUGAGUGAUGAGAGCAUAUAUGGAGUGUUAUAAUACUAAUGUUGGUUGUUACUGUACAGGAUUAGCUGGAUGUGAGAUUAGAGAGUUCUCCAAAUUGUGGGUUGAGUGUUGUGAGACCAUAAACAUUGCCAUUUUUCAGGUCCUGCGAUGCUUAAUGGUGAUGGAGGAAAUAGAAGACAAGGAGACCAGGCUGCAAACUGCACCAAUCUUCUAUAUGCUGCUUGUACUGAGCUGUUCUGCUGGUAUGGCUGCUAGGCUAUUUGUUGAGCAGCUUUGCUACUGUACUGCUCUGUCACCAAGUGUUCCUGCUGCAGCUUUCUGUGCUGCUGAAAUACGUGAUUUUGGAUGCUACAGUUGGCUGCUACAACUUCUGCUACAGCCCAUAUGGAUGCCUCUAUUUGGAUUGUUGCAGAAUUUGGGUAAGACAAACUGCUGUUUUGGGGUGUGGUCCUUAUUUUAUUUUAAUUUUCUUUGUUUUUCUGUUUGUGUGGUCUUCUCCUGUACAGGGUCCCUUUUACCAUAUAAGUGUAUUCUACACCACUAUGCAUCUGUGCCAAUUAGUGGAAUGAGUUGGAUGGCAUGGUUACAUUUAGAUAGUAGGGUUCACGUUCUUAUGUGGUGUUUUAUGAUUGGAUAGCAGGACCACAUAUGAACGAUGACGUGAUAUCAUUGUUGCAUUGAAGUUUUACUCAGUAGCCACAUCAUUCUUUAUAUGGACAAAAAAGCUACAGAGCCAUAAUAAGUAGUCCGAAAAAUGGCUAGUGUGUGGAUCAGCUUCACUUUAGAUGUGACUCACAUCACGUUAAAUUUGAAUCUUCAAUACUCACUUCUAUUUUUGUGAAUUCUGUAUGGCAUCGCAUUGCAUUGCAUAUUGGAACUUAGUGAAAGAUGCUAAUAUCCUCUUUAUUACUGG
This is a messenger RNA of Camellia sinensis, 2420 nucleotides long. The record is from RefSeq and is a predicted model, not a curated record. NCBI's taxonomy places the organism in Eukaryota, Viridiplantae, Streptophyta, Magnoliopsida, Ericales, Theaceae.